Messenger RNA from Acanthoscelides obtectus, 243 nucleotides. The record is from the annotation of a GenBank genome assembly. Lineage: Eukaryota; Metazoa; Arthropoda; Insecta; Coleoptera; Chrysomelidae.
GGUUACUUUGCCAUAUGGGAUGGAUGGCGCGAACAUUCCGAGCGUAACAGGUAUCUCAUCCCAAACGAGCUGUUCCGAAAAGCUGUUAACGCUUCCGGAGGAUGAAGUUAAGAGGUCACUUUUCUUCCCGUCAUAUCCCACAUAUGUUCAGUUGGCGAGAAGUCUCGAGAUGUAGGAGGCCAGGAAAGGAGGCUGACUUGAGUGUAAUUGUGUGUAAUAUACCUCUAGCAAUAUUGAAACGGC